Molecule: messenger RNA, 4190 nt
Organism: Rhodotorula graminis WP1
Lineage: Eukaryota; Fungi; Basidiomycota; Microbotryomycetes; Sporidiobolales; Sporidiobolaceae
Exons: 20
Coding region: 79-4098 (1339 amino acids)
Biological process (GO): transmembrane transport
Cellular component (GO): membrane
Molecular function (GO): ABC-type transporter activity; ATP binding; ATP hydrolysis activity
Source: RefSeq, a predicted model, not a curated record
UCCUUCGACGACGCGCCGCUCAUCCCGCUCGUCAACGCCAACUGGUUCUCGCGCAUUACCUUCCUGUGGAUCCAGCCGAUGCUCACGACGGGCUACCAGCGCACGCUCGUCCCGACCGACCUGUGGAAGCUCCACGACGAGUUCGAGGCGGGCUUCCUCGCCGACAAGCUGAUGGCCAACUUUGAGCGUCGGCGCCGGAGCGUCGAGGCGUGGAACAAGGCGCUCGAGGACGGCAGCUACCAGCCGUCGGCGAUGCGCAAGGCCUGGUGGUCGUUCGGCAAGCGGUUCGGCGGGUCGGGCGACGGCAAGCGCAAGGUCGGCAUGGCCCUUGCUAUCUCGGACACUUUCUUCUGGACUUUCUGGUCGGCCGGCGCCCUCAAGGUCAUCUCGGACGGCCUCCUCAUCACGUCGCCGCUCGUCACGCGCGCCCUCAUCACGUUCGGCUCGGACGCCUACUACGCCCACCGCGGCGUGCCCGGCUUCGAGGCGCAGCCUAUCGGCGUCGGCAUCGGCCUGUGCUUCGGCCUGUGGGGCAUGCAGAUCGUGUCGUCGCUGUGCCUGCACUCGUUCUUCCAGAACUCGGCCGGCACGGGCGUCCUCGCGCGAGCGGCCCUCAUCACGUCGCUGUACCGCAAAGCGCUCGUCCUGUCGGGCAAGGCGCGCACGGUCAUCACCAACGGUCGCCUCGUCAACCACAUCGGCACCGACGUCAGCCGCAUCGACUUUUGCGCAGGCUUCUUCCACAUGUCCUGGACCGCCCCGAUCCAGCUCAUCGUCAUCAUGAUCAUCCUCCUCGUCCAAAUCGGCCCGUCGUGCCUCGUCGGCAUCGCCUUCCUGUUCCUCAUGAUCCCGCCGCAGAGCUGGGCCAUGAAGAAGAUGUUUGGGUACCGGCGCAAGGCCAUGGUGUGGACCGACAAGCGCGCGAGGCUCAUCGGCGAGCUCCUCGGCGGCAUGCGCGUCCUCAAGUUCUUCGCAUGGGAGAUCCCGUACCUGCAAAAGCUCCAGGAGUACCGCGCCAAGGAGCUCGCCCAGGUCCGCUCGCUGCUCAUCUCGCGUGCGGCCACCACCGGCGUCGCCAUGUCGCUCCCGACGCUCGCCACCGUGCUCGCCUUCAUCACGUACGCCAACACGGGCCAUGACACGACGGCCCAGAGCAUCUUCACCUCGCUCACGCUCUUCCAGCUGUGCCUGACUCUCGCUCGCCCGCAGCUCAUGAUGCUCCCGAUGUCGCUCUCGACCAUCACCGACGCGCACAACGCCCUCGGUCGCCUCACCGAGGUCUUCCUCGCCGAGGAGCGCAGCGCCCCGUUCGACAUCGACCCGAGCGCCAAGUUCGCUGUCUCGGUCGUCGACGCCGACUUCCAGUGGGAGUCGACGCCGCCCGACACGGCGCCCAAGUCGAAGAAGGAGCAGGCCAAGCUCGCGGCGCAGGGCAAGAAGGCGGCCAAGGUCGCCAAGAAGGAGCGCAAGGAGAAGGAGAAGGCGGCCAAGGAGGCCGAGAUCCUGCAGCUCCGCAACGUCAACCUUCGCAUCCCGCGAGGCCAGCUUUGCGCUGUCGUCGGCGCUGUCGGGUCGGGCAAGAGCUCGCUCCUCCAGGCGCUCGUCGGCGAGAUGAAGCGCACCCGGGGCGAGGUCACGUUCGGCGGCCAGAUCGCCUACGCCGCUCAGCAAGCCUGGAUGCAGAGCUGCUCCCUCAAGGAAAACAUCCUGUUCGGCCGGCCGUACGACGAGGCGCGCUACCGCCAGGUCGUCCACGACGCGUGCCUCGAGGCCGACUUCGACAUGCUCCCCUACGGCGACGAGACCGAGAUCGGCGAGAAGGGCGUCACCCUGUCGGGCGGCCAGAAGCAGCGCGUCAACAUCGCCCGCGCCCUGUACUUCAACGCCGACAUCAUCCUCCUCGACGACCCGCUCUCGGCGGUCGACGCGCACGUGGGCAAGCACCUGUUCGACAACGCCAUCCUCGGCUCGCUCGCCGGCAAGACGCGCAUCCUCGUCACGCACGCCCUGCACUUCCUCCCUCGCGUCGACUACAUCAUCUGCCUCGAGCACGGCAAGGUGACGCAGGAGGGCACGUACGCCGACCUGAUCGGCGACAAGGAGGGCGCGUUCAGCAAGCUCAUGGAGGAGUUCGGCGGCGACCUCGAGGACAAGAAGGAGGAGGACGAGGCCAAGGAGGAGGACGCGAUCGAGGGCGAGCCCGAGGCCGACAAGAAGGCCGACAAGCCCAAGGCCAAGGCGCUCAUGCAGGAGGAGGAGCGUGCGACGGGCUCGGUCUCGGGCGCCGUGUACCGCCACAUCUUCACCCUCGCCAAGGGCUGGUACACCUUCCCGGUCCUCCUCGGUUCGAUGGUGCUGCAGCAGGCGGCGCAGGUCUUGAGCGGGUACAUCCUCGUGUGGUGGCAAGAAGACUCGUUCGACCAGACGAUGGGCUUCUACGAAGGCCUGUACGCCAUGUUCGGCGUCCUCCAGGCCAUCUUCUCGUUCGCGAUCGGCGUCGCGACGACCCUCAUCGGCUACAACAUCUCGCGCGAGCUCCACUCGGCCGCCAUCACGGGCGUCAUGCGCGCGCCGAUGUCAUUCUUCGACACGACGCCGCUCGGUCGCAUCAUGAACCGCUUCUCGAAGGAUAUCGACACGAUCGACAACACGCUCAACGACAGCUUUCGAAUGUUCGUAUCUACUCUCGCUGGCGUCGUCGGAUCUGUCGUCCUCAUCGCAAUCGUCCAACCUUGGUUCCUGCUUGUCGUCGCCGGCGUCCUGUGCCUCUACGCGUUCGCCGCCCGCUUCUACCGCCAGAGCGCUCGAGAGCUCAAGCGCCUCGACAACCUCCUGCGCUCGUCGCUCUACGCGAGCUUCAGCGAGAGCCUGUCGGGCCUGACGACGAUCCGGGCCUACGGCGAGACGGACCGUUUCCUCGCCCAGACGUCCGCCUACCUCGACCUCGAGGACAGGGCCUACUACCUCACGGUCAUCAACCAGCGUUGGCUCGGCCUGCGGCUCGACUUUUUCGGCACCUGUUUGACGUUCGCGGUCGCCAUGUUCGGUGUCGGCACUCGCACGUCGGUCUCGCCGUCCAAGACCGGCCUGGUCCUGUCGUACAUCCUCACGAUCUCGUCGUCAUUCUCGUGGAUGGUCCGCCAGGGUGCCGAGGUCGAGAACGACCUUAACUCGGUUGAGCGUGUCCUGCACUACGCCAACGAGCUCGACAAGGAGGCGCCCGCCGUCAUCGAGGACUCGCGUCCGCCCGCCGAGUGGCCCUCGGGCGGCGCCAUCGAGUUCAAGAACGUCGAGAUGCGCUAUCGCCCGGACCUGCCUCCUGUCCUCAAGGGCCUGAACAUGAGCGUCGGUCGCGGCGAGAAGAUCGGCGUCGUUGGGCGAACUGGCGCAGGCAAGUCGUCCAUCAUGCAGACGCUGUUCCGCAUCGUCGAGGUCUCGGCCGGCUCGAUCGAGGUCGACGGCAUCGACAUCUCGAAGAUUGGGCUCUCGGACCUGCGCAAGAAGAUCGCGAUCAUCCCUCAAGAUGCGCUCUUGUUCAACGGCACUGUCCGCACCAACCUCGAUCCUUUCGGCGAGCACGGCGACGCCGAGCUGUACGACGCCCUCAAGCGUGCGUGGCUCGUCGACCGCGACCAGCCGAUGCCGGUCGCCGGAGCGCCGGCGGCCGCCGCGACACCGACCUCGAGCCGGUUCACGCUGGACCUGGUCAUCGAGGACGAGGGCCAAAACCUGUCCGUUGGAGAGCGUAGCCUCGUGUCUCUCGCGCGCGCGCUCGUAAAGGACUCUCAGAUCAUCGUCCUCGACGAGGCCACCGCGUCCGUCGACUUUGCGACCGACUCACGCAUACAAGCGACGAUCAGGUCCGAGUUCGAAAAAAAGACGCUCCUCGUCAUCGCGCAUCGCCUCCGCACGAUCGUCGACAGCGACCGCGUGCUCGUCAUGGACGCCGGCGCCGUCGCCGAGUUCGACACGCCGCUCAACCUGUUCCGGGCGCACGGCAUCUUCGCGGGCAUGUGCGAGCGCAGCGGCAUCACCGAGGCCGACAUCGUCGGGACGACGUUCUCGUCGGCGCCGUCGGCGAUAGAGCAGGAGGAGUAGAGAGACCGAGGAGGACCGAGACGCAGCAUUCCUUUCUUCUCUGUUCGCUUGUAGGACUCGCAGCUCUGCAUCAUGUAUCUAGUUUCGCUCUC